Messenger RNA from Catharus ustulatus (Swainson's thrush), 889 nucleotides. RefSeq names its product chromosome 1 C8orf82 homolog (gene C1H8orf82). Lineage: Eukaryota; Metazoa; Chordata; Aves; Passeriformes; Turdidae. The record is from RefSeq and is a predicted model, not a curated record. Bases 98 to 733 code for a protein of 211 amino acids. The transcript is spliced from 3 exons.
GCAACUUCCGGGUGGCGCCGGUGGCGCUGCUGUCGCCGUCGCUUGUCGCGACAGGGAGGUGGCCCGGCCGUGUCGGGGGUUGCCGGUGGCUGUCGCGAUGAGGGUGGGGGCGCUGCUGCGGCUCUGCGCCCGCCCGGGGCCCCGGUACCUGCAGGGACAGCGGCCGGGGCCUGGAACCCGCGAGUAUUUUUAUUACGUGGAUCACCAUGGACAGCUUUUCCUGGACGACGCCAAAGUCAAGAACUUCAUCACCUGCUUCAAAGACGUUGGAUUCCUCUCAUUCUUCUUCAAGCACCUGGAGCGGAACCGGAGCGGGCGCUACCAGGAGGAAUUCCCGUUCCUUUCCCGCUGCGGCCGGGAACGGAAUUUCCUGCGCUGUGCUGACGUUCCUGUGGUUUUCACCCAAAUCCUGCCUGGAUCUGAGGGGAAUUCCCUCCUUUCCUACUGCGGAGGCGGCUCCAAGCUGACAGUGCCAUUCCAGCCGGGAAUGCUGGCGGUAUCCCCGGAAAAUGGGCGGCUUUAUCACCCAGCUCCGGAAAAAGCCGGAGGAGUUGGGUUGGUGCGUUCGGCACUGGCAUCCGAGUGGAGCUCGGAAUUCCAGUUUGAGGAAGGGCCAGAUAAGCCCCCGACACAUUUUUUGUGGGAAGGAAGGAGGUAUCAGCUCUCCGGGGAAUUGUUGGGAAUUCUGCGGGCAGAAAAAUCAGGAUUGGAGGUUGAGGCUGUCAGAUCCUGAAAUGGAAUUCUGGCUUAUUCAGAAAUGGAAUUCCCAAUUAUUCCCUUGGCAAACAGGAGAUUCCCAACAUAUUCCCAAGGAAUCAGAGCACCCCAAAAUUGCACGCAGCUGAACCCCGCAGUUUUCUGUAAAAAUCCCAAAAAAAAAGGAAUGGAA